GAGAUCUUGGGGAUCCUGAAGAAGAACCUGCAUCACCUUCUGUGUUGCCUGCGUGUGGAAGUGCACGACCCAGCUGACCAUGACGACGACCAGUCAGCGUCGUCAGUGGAGGGGAAGUUGACUAUGACCCGUCUCAACAGGGAGUCGCCUGCCCCACAGGAGACACACUCUCACACCACCAGCAUAAAACCGGACCUCACUAUGUCUUCCAUGGCCAGCAUCAAGCCAGACCUUACCCCAAUCUGCCUCAAACCAGACCUAACCACCACCAGUAUCAUGCUGGACAUUAUCACCACCACCACCCCUGAUACUACUUCCAGCCUCAAGCAAGAAAACCUCGCCACCACCACCACCACCACUACCACCGCGUCUACAACCAGCAUUAAACAAGAGGUUGGACAGAAUCCAGUCAGUAAGGCUUCUCCAGAAGAGGGUACCUCUGGUUUCUCGACAGCUCUACAGUUAAACACCAAUUCUAACAACUUACACAAAAAUAUUCCAGAAGAGCUUUAGUGUAUUUCAGUAUCCUCGGCAGUAGAAAAACUUCGGAGUAUUUCAGCGUUUUCUGUAGCAGAAGAGCUUCACUGUAUCUCACCGUCCCCUGGAGCAAAAGAGCUUCAGUGUAUCUCACCGUCCCCAGGAGCAGAAGCUCUUCAGUAUAUCUCACCGUCUUGACUAGAAAAGCUUCAGUGUAUCUCACCGUCUUCCAGGACAGCACUAGCAUGUCCUUGCUCCCAGGAGCAGCACACAGUAACAGAGGGCCAGUCGAAGGAAAAUCUGGAAGUAAUAAUAGAGGCAAAAAAUCUUUCUGGACCAGACAUGAAUGAACUACAAACUGCCUUCACGACUGACUCCUCUGUCAACAACUAGUCGCAAACUUUGCUAGCUCAGACAGGCCAUGAAGCAGAACUUCCAGACAUAGAAGUCAUACACUUCUCUACAUGUCCCUAUUUCACUCAUGUCGAUAGCCAAAGAUUUGGCGAGUUAACCAGUUGGGCUAUCAGUACUUAAAUUGCAAUAGCCGAGUUAUUAGUAUAUCAGUAUUAGUAAUAGCAUUGUAUUAAAGUGCUAAACUUGGAAGUCAUUCAGAGUUACAUAGGAAUUUGUUGACUAACAUUGUGUACAACGAAACGGAAUUGUUAUGAGGACGCUUUUAAUUAGUACAGUAAUUCAUUUUCAUUUCAAAAAAAGGUAAACAAAAAUGUUCAUUCAAGAUGAGAGUUUCACUUAGCAAAACGGAGUAAACAUGUCAAGGUGUUGAGGAAAAGUCGAAAAUGACUGGGACUUUCUCUGUGAUGAACUGGACAAUUGGUGUGACCGAGACAGGGAUACCAGAGUACGUACUGUCUCCCACACCUGACACCGAGGAAGGGAAGGUGACAGAAGCCUAAUUGCAACUUGAUUAAAAACUAGCUCUUACCAACAACAAUGGAACAUUGUAAGAUUUGGAACCCGCAAUAAGUUCACAGGUGUGUGAAAGUUAAUUGCCCUGAAUACGAGAAUAACCAGAGACCCAACCAAAUAUUACUUUUCUUUAGCUGAUAAUGCAAAACAGCAAGCCAGCAUUGAAAUUCACUUUGAAAGUCUGAGAUUACAAGAAAUGAUGCGCUGAGCAUGUUAGCAAUGCAAAUGACAACAGAAUUAUUCUGGUAUGAAAAAUACUAACCUAAUGUUACAUAUGUCAAUACAUCACGUGAUGUGGGGAAAAAUUAGUAGCGCAGCCCACACCAUCAGAGAACUUGAAGCCAGCAACGUAUGGAGCACUAGUGUAUGUGUGGGAUUAAGAAUGAUCAUUGUCUUGUGAGCACAAAGUCCCAAGUAAACAAGAUUUUGAGAACAGUGGGGGGAAAACAACAGACUUAGGCCACAGGGACUUCCAAAGAAGGGAGAAAAAAGACACGAGGAAAAGCAAAACGAGAAUGAAUAAGAGUCUUUAUCAUAAAAUGGCGUAGACUGAAUUGAUAAUUACACGAAGGAGUCAUGUAAGGUCUGGAGAAUGGGACGUAAUUAAUUCUCAUCCGACGAAGGGAAGGUUCAUUCCAAUUCAUCGGAUCAAGAGCCUUUCACCAGUAUCACAACAAGCCUCUGGAAAGGACCAAAAUUAUAAAAGAAGGGGGGGGGGGGAACACCUCUAUAAUUACAACGGCAGUAUUGAAGCUCCUAUAAUGAUUCUUCUAAUUUACUACAAACCCCUGGAAAAUACUAUUAUUGCCUUUAUUUCCAGUACGUUUCGCUCAAAGGAAACGUAGAGGAAAUAAAAUCUUGUUCUGCUGCGUGUUUGACGUCACGUUUCCUUCCUGAAACUCCUGAUGAUUGUAAGUAGCUACAACUAUUAUUGAAUAGUUGUAGCAACAAUUAUCAUUAAAUGGUUGUACCUACAAUUGUCAAAUUGUUGUAGUUACAGCUAUUAUUAAAUGUUUAUAGCUACUACUAUUGUUAAAUGAUUAUAGAUGCUUUUGUUAAAUAGUUGUAGCUACCACUAUUGUUAAAUGGUUGCAUUACAAUUAUUAUAAUCGUAACUAAACACUAAACCCACAAGGGUCAUACAACGAUUAAAUGGUUGUAGCUACCACUAUUGUCGAAUGGUUGUAGCUACCACUAUUGUCGAAUGGUUGUAGCUACCACUAUUGUCGAAUGGUUGUAGCUACCAUUAUUGUCGAAUGGUUGUAGUUACCACUAUUGUGGAAUGGUUGUAGCUACCACUAUUGUGGAAUGUUUGUAGCUACCACUGUUGUGGAAUGGUUGUAGCUACCACU
Molecule: messenger RNA, 2756 nt
Organism: Cherax quadricarinatus
Lineage: Eukaryota; Metazoa; Arthropoda; Malacostraca; Decapoda; Parastacidae
Source: RefSeq, a predicted model, not a curated record